Aspergillus sclerotioniger CBS 115572 is the source of this 1468-nucleotide messenger RNA. Its product is annotated as putative FAD dependent oxidoreductase. The transcript has a single exon. Bases 83 to 1468 code for a protein of 461 amino acids. The record is from RefSeq and is a predicted model, not a curated record. NCBI's taxonomy places the organism in Eukaryota, Fungi, Ascomycota, Eurotiomycetes, Eurotiales, Aspergillaceae.
UCCAUGUCCUAACCAUCCCCCCCCCCGGGAUCCUUUCCCUCUAACCCUAAAAACAACACACCUAAUCCAAUACCCCAUCAAAAUGCCCCCUCACCCACCCCUCCUCCAAACCCUCACUCUAACCCUAACCCUCCUCCUCCUCUUCACCCCCAAAACCACAUCCACCAACCCAACCCUAACCCGCAACACAAUCAUAAUCGGCGGCGGCCCAGCAGGCACCUACGCCUCCAUCCGCCUCCACCAAACCAACCACUCCGUCCUCCUACUCGAACAAAAACCCCGCCUCGGAGGCCAAACAACCACCUACCACCUCCCCGCCACGCACCUUCCCAUCGACUACGGGGUAACUUACUACCAGAACCUCUCCAUCGUGCGGUCCUUCUUCACCCACUUCAACAUCCCCCUCAGCUACUCCGCCUUCGACUUCCCCACCGACAUGUUCGAUUUCACCACAUUAGCCCCGAUCCCCCCAACAUCCAGUAACGUCUCCACUGCCGCUAUGAACCGCUACAUGGAUAUACUAGCCCAAUACCCUUAUCUAAAAGUGGGGUGGGAGUUACCCGACCCCGUCCCGGAGGAACUGUUAAAGCCGUUUGGGGAAUUCAUGGCCGAACAUGGGCUGUUAGAUGCGUUGAGAGAACUAGGGGCGCAGAUUGAUCCGUUAGGCGACUGGCCAAAUAAGCCAACGGUGUAUGUGAUGAAGUUUAUGAAUCGGGAUGUGUUGGAGGGGGGGAGGAAGGGGUUUGUGAGGCCCGAGGGGAGGGAUAAUAGCUUGUUGUAUGAGAGGGCGGAGAGGCAGUUGAGUGGUUCUGGGGGGGUGAUGGUUGGAGUUAGGGUUUUGAGCGUGGUGAGGGAUGAUUCCUCAGGUGUGGUUGUCACAUUCAGGCAAUCAGACGGAGAAGUGGUAACGGUAAAGGGGGAAAGGUUGAUCGUGGCAAUCCAACCCAGCAUCCCCGGCAUGUCGGCCUUCGAUCUAAGUCCCCAAGAAAAGAACCUAUUCAGCCAAUUCCACUACACGUUCUUCUACACAGCCUUGAUCCGAGUGAAAGGCCUACCGACAAACACCUGUUACAUGAACCGGGGCGCGGAUGAUCCGUUCCUAUUGCCCCGGUUACCGGGGAUGUUGCAGCUCAAGCCAACGGAUGAUGGGGAGUUGAAGGUGGCGAAUUAUAUGAGCCACACGGCGUUGUCGGAGGAGGAGGUGAAGAGGGGGAUUUUGCAUGAUUUGGAGAGUAUAAGGAAGAGGUCUGGCGUGGAGUUCCCGGAGCCGGAGUUUUUGGCGUUGGGGGAUCAUAGUCCGUAUGAUUUGGCGGUGGGGGGGGAGGCGAUUAGGAAGGGGUUUUAUCGGGAGUUGAAUGCGUUGCAGGGGGUAAGGAGGACUUAUUAUACGGCGGGGACGUGGGAGAGUUUUAGCACGCCGCAGAUUUGGGAGUUUACGGAGGAGUUGUUGCGGAGGUAUUUUCUUUGA